Molecule: messenger RNA, 2228 nt
Organism: Heterotrigona itama
Lineage: Eukaryota; Metazoa; Arthropoda; Insecta; Hymenoptera; Apidae
Source: the annotation of a GenBank genome assembly
AUGGAAGACAAACUGCCUAUUCGAUUACCAAUUAGGUAAACAACGCGAUAGUAUUUGUUAGCGCGAUGAUUUUAAAUAACAUAAAAUCACGUUUAGUAUGCAGACUUUAUCGAGUAAUUUCAAGAACAAGUUGAACAGGUAUUAGCUCAUCUGCCAGCAUUUUUGGAAAUGCUGUCACCGGAACUACUUAUAUACGUUGUAGCAACUACGCAAAACGGCAGUUGGCCUCGCCGAACACAUUCGAAUUGGAAAUGUUAAUCUUUAAGAAGAGGACAACUCCAUGUAAGGCUGCUGGGCUUUAUUAUCAAGGAAGGUUAUUGUCGAUCGAACGAAGCUCGAACGUGCAUUUGUCGUCAGCGACCUGGAAUCAACUUACCUUCGGGAUCAGCGCUCGUCCUCCAACGUUUGGAAUGACUAACGUCCCAGUGUUUAAAGAUAGUUGGCUAACGAAUUCGUAUAAAAUGAACAACUACGAGGAUGCAACAAGAAUAAUAACCAUACUAAAUCACAUAACGGCAUUCCGAAAUUUCGUGGAUCAAAAAAAAAACCAAUUCAAAUUUAUCUGCAGCUGUAUUUGGAGCAUACUUCUGAUUAUGAUCGUGAUCAUUCAAUUUCGUAUUGAAAUUCACAUUAUAAAGACUUGGUUUGAUAUAGAAUACUUUAUAUACAUGUUUCAAUAUUGUUCCCAUGCAUUUGGCUACACAAGUUCAAUGAUCAUUGGUGUAUAUCAAUCAAAGAAUGCAUUAGCGUUGGUAAAGCAGAUGGACAAAGUGGACAAAAGUUUGAAGAAGCUGGGAAUUACGAUCGAUUAUAACAAUUUAUUUCAUCACGUAAAGAUCAUUGGAUUCUUCUGGCUAUUGAACGCGGUCAUAAUAUAUGGAAUGUUCAUGAAAUGGAUGGUGCAAAAUUCACCGUCAUUCUUAAUAUCGUCUACGAUUGUUUACGUUUACAUGACGAACGCCCAGUCAAUUGUUUUAUACGAUUACAACGCAACCAUAUUUUGGCUAAAAUCGCGAUUUAAAUUGAUAAACCAGCUUCUGAAAACGUAUCUCUUGGAGAACGAUGAAACGAAAAACGAGGAAUCCAACAGGAAGACUUACGAAACAAGUAAUAAUUCCCAAAAUCGAUUGGAAACUGACGAAUGGUUGCCCAGUCGUUCUCUGGUAGUGUCACAGGUAUCUUCGAUGAACGAUACUUCCAGUUUUAAACAAGGAUUAUCUAUUGAUGAAAAAGCCCGUUUAAUUCAACAAAUCAGGUUCCUGCAUCUGCAAGUGUGCAACGUCUCGAAGAUGGUGAACCAUAUGUUCAAUGCUCAAAUAUUAAUAUAUGCGUUUACAAUGCUGAUAUACAUCAGCAUAACGAUCUACUUCAUAUACAUGGAAAUCAGCAAAAAGUCUAAUAUCAUGGAGUCGUUUGAUCUGAUAUUGGUAUUCCUGUUCGAUGGCAUUGUUGCUAUCUUGAAAAUCGCUGUAGUGAGCUAUGAUUGUGAAUGUGCAAUGAGACAGGUGAAAACUUUAUUUCUUACUUUUUUAAUCUAUUGUGUUCGUCGAAUCAAUUUUUACCAAAAAUCACGCAUUCCCAUCGUAAUAAAAAAAUCUCUAAAUCCGAGGUAAAUAUCAAACGAACACUUUUAAUAUAUCAUUCCUAUUGCAUAGUGAAGAUUAUUCUGAAAAAUGUUUUCCACAAUUGAAUCUAAAACAAGAUUAUCAGGAAAUAUUCGAAAAUAAAAAUUAUUUUGAUUCAUUAUUUCUUAAACUUAAAUAACUAUGUUACAACACGGAAUAAAGUUAUAUAGUUUGACUGAUUAUAAAAUAAACUUUUUAAAGAUGAAUUUUUUAUUUGUUAGAGUUGUUGUUAAAGUAGCAAGUUUAAAGUUUAACUUAAUCGAUUUUCAGGCGAGUAAAACGAUAGGACUCAUUCACGCAUCAACCCUGUAUCGAGAAAGCGCGAAAUUAAAGAACGAGGUAAAAAAUUGGACUUUUACCAUUUUGCAUACUAAAUGGAAUUAUCUUGGCAAAGUAAAGUUAAGAAUUGAUCCCUUUAUAGAUUCUCCAAUUUCUGUGGCAAAUAUCGUACAUGCAACUUGAAAAUACAAAAUCGGUUUAUUAUAGAUUAAACUACAGCUUCGUUCGUGACGUUGGUACCUUUUUAUAUAUUUAAUGUUUAUCUGUGUAGGAUACGUUAGAAAUUGAUUCGUACGUUUGUUACAGUGUCACUACUUCAUCAUA